This is a messenger RNA of Colossoma macropomum (tambaqui), 1336 nucleotides long. It is a transcript of the gene cd74a, whose product is annotated as CD74 molecule, major histocompatibility complex, class II invariant chain a. The transcript has 8 exons. Gene Ontology annotation, molecular function: MHC class II protein binding; macrophage migration inhibitory factor binding. The coding region runs from base 151 to 864 and encodes 237 amino acids. NCBI's taxonomy places the organism in Eukaryota, Metazoa, Chordata, Actinopteri, Characiformes, Serrasalmidae. The record is from RefSeq and is a predicted model, not a curated record. Gene Ontology annotation, biological process: intracellular protein transport; immune response; antigen processing and presentation. Gene Ontology annotation, cellular component: membrane.
CUUUCCACGAAGCUCAGGAAAGAAAGAAGCAAGAAAAAAGAGAGAGAGAGAGAGAAACUCCGUCCCACCGCGGUUUUAAACGCCUUGGCCGCAGCAGCUCAGCCCAUUAAAACAAAGAGCGCAUCAACGCACAAGCAGAAGCUCUGAAGGAUGGAAGAUCAGCACGACGCAGCGCUCCUGGAGCGCGCAAACAGCGCGGACACCGUCACCGAGCCCAGACGCAAUGCCAAUGUUAAGGCCUUCAAGGUGGCCGGCCUGACCCUGCUGGCCUGUCUCCUGCUGGCUGGCCAGGCCCUCACUGCCUACUUCAUCCUGGGCCAGAGGGACCACAUCUCUGCCCUGGAGCAGGGCCAGGAGAACCUGAAGAACCAACUGAUCACUCGUGGGUCCUCAGGCUCUCCUAAAAAGAUGCAUGUGCCCAUUAACAGCAUGCCGCUGCUGACUGCUCUGACUGAUGAUGAGAGUCCCAAACAGAAGGUGCCUCUCACGAGACUGCAGUCCACCAGCUUUCAGAGGGAGGGAAGCGGACUUAUUGAUGGCACCAGACUGGCUCCUAGGAGGAUGCUCCGGCCCAUGAACACCCUGCCCAUCCUGGCUGAAUUCGGUGACGAAAAGGCUGAGGAAUCGACCAUCACCGAAUCUCCGGCCAUGGAGGUGGAGACUAAGUGCAAGCUGGAGUCUGAGAAGCAGGUAAAGCCUGGCUUCUUCCGCCCUCAGUGCGAUGAGAAAGGAAACUACCUGCCCAUGCAGUGCUGGCACAGCACCGGCUACUGCUGGUGUGUGGACAAGAACGGCAAUGAGAUCGAGGGCACUCUGAUGCGCGGCCGCCCACACUGCGGAGACGUCAACGAGAAGCUUGACUAAAGUCAGCAGAGAGCAUCAUGCUUUUCCUUACAUGAUGAAUAAAAGAGACUCACACGAAUCAGACAAUACAGCCCAUCUUGUUCUGUCCUAUAUUUGUCAAAAGGGCUAUUUGAGGAGAUUAAUCUUGAUUCUAUCAAAUAAAUUCAGUCAGCAUCUCAUUCUGUUUGCUCUGUUUAGGUGAGACAUUUAAGUACAAAUACAUUCUUCAUUGUUACAAUCUUCACACACACACAUAUACACACAUACACACACAUUUUGAGCUUCUGAGACUUUUUUAUAUUCUAUUCUAUGCAGAUGCUAUUGCUUUAUCUAUUUUUAAUAUUAAUUGAAAUGUGUUUUUUGUCUAAACAUAAGGCAAUGGUAAGAGAGGGAAGAGAGCAGGGUGGUAGAUUUCAGGGCUAUGAAUUAUGAAUGAAAAAGAAUGUACUGUAAAUAAGAGGCCUCCUAAUAAACCAUGCCUUUAUAAUCUAAA